AUGGAUCCCUUAGUGGCACAUUAUUUGGUUAGCGCCAAGGGAACCACGAAACAACAAAGGCGGCUCCAUGAGGAAAUUCGUGGCUGCGAGGACAUGCUCCUCCAGUUGAAGGACAUUCUAGAGAACGAGCGACCAGACCCAACACGUGCACUACGUAUUUCACUCCUUGAAGGACCACACAGUCCUUUCAAGCGGUUUGAGACGUUAUUUGAGUCAAUCAAGGUUAAGUUAGACCCGAAAAAAGGGGUGACCAACGUAUUUUCUUCCUUGGCUUGGCCCUUCAACGAGAAAGAUGUCAAUGAGUUGAUUUCCGCCAUACAACGCGAAAAAGACCUUUUGCAGCUGGCUCUGGAGAAUGACAGCCGACACCCACUGAAGGGCUUCAUUCAGACAGCCGAAGAAAACCACAAACGUUUGAUCGAGCUGAUGCAAAAUCUCAAACACGAUUCGGAUCACCAAAAGGAUCAACUUAAAAGAUUGAGCACAUCACUUCAGACCACUCAAGACAUAGUUUUCGGUAGCUUAGACAAUCUUGGUAAUGCUCAGACGGCAGAUCAACGACGCAAAAUCCUCGAUUGGAUUACACCAAUGAACUUCACGUCAGACCAAGAAGAUCAUUUGAAGCGACUUCAGCCUGGUACCGGCCAGUGGCUCUUGGAAUCUGAUCAGUUCCAAGGAUGGGUACGGGGGAGUGAGCCCGAACUUGGCCUUGCCCCUAUCCGUGUGGCAUUGCAUGAGCCUGACGAUAUCAUUCGAGAGGAGAGUCGGGUGAACUACUCAAGGCUGGUCACAGUUGAAUACAAUAUUAAGGUCCUAUCCAUUGGGAGGGUUCUUUCUGAAGACUGGGACAUUGUAACAGAUGCCGUGGACAAGUACUGGUAG
Fusarium subglutinans is the source of this 882-nucleotide messenger RNA. RefSeq names its product ankyrin repeat. The transcript is spliced from 4 exons. NCBI's taxonomy places the organism in Eukaryota, Fungi, Ascomycota, Sordariomycetes, Hypocreales, Nectriaceae. The record is from RefSeq and is a predicted model, not a curated record. Bases 1 to 882 code for a protein of 293 amino acids.